AGUGCAUGCACUUCAAUGUAGUGCAUGUAGCGUAGAUCGCGUAGAAAUUAAGCUCCAUAGUGGAGGUGUUUUUCUACCUCAAUUUUAUAAUAGUAACUAUUAAAGUACAUUACAAUUACAUUGCUUUUACAAUAUAUAAGGAGGAAAAGAGAAGGAAAAAAUGUGGAAAGUUGUGUUUCGUGGAAUCCGAGAAACAUUUGAGCGACGUGUUUGUCGCACCAACGUUUACUCGCAAUCGUCGCAGGAUAAUGCGAAAAACGAAGUCAAAACGAGCCUGACGUGCCAACAAAAAUUUCUUCCACCGGUUCUAAUCACUUGUGAUAAGGGUUUUUGCGGAUCGGCUAAAAAUGCCGGUGCUAAAAACAACGGACAUGAUUCCGAUUGGAAAACCAAGCACAGUUGGUCAGAGGCUGUUGGCUGGUCCAGUGUAUUGGCGGCUGGGUGGGUCGUAUGCCAAACACUUUGCCUUCGUAAAAGAAUCUUUGACAGAGAGAACGAGACCUUGAAAAACAAAUUAUACAGUCGGUCUGGAGUUUCGUUUGUACUUCUGCAAUUAUUAAACUUACAACCGAGAAAAAUCUUGCCCGUUACCAAAUGCGUUGGCACUAGCAAGAAAAACUCUAAUCUGCAGGAUUCAAAUUCACAAUGGACUACAGAAAAACCAUUUGGUCCUAUCACCCUUGAAGAGGCAUUCAAAGAAGCUGCCGAUGAAUUUAAAGAAACCCAUAAGAUAGUGGUAGGCGAAUACGAACUUCGUUUUGGUAUUAAAGCUUUAAAGGAAAAACGUUAUGAAGACGCAUUAACGCACUUUUCCGCGGGCGCUAAAUUAUCGUCUCCCGGAAGCAUGUUUAAUUUAGGCCUAUGUUACGAAUUAGGCAUCGGAACUUUGGUGGAUCAAGCAAAGGCUGCAAAGUAUUACAAUGAUGCCGCAGCUCAUGAUCAUGCCGAUGCCUUAUAUAAUUUAGGAGUUUUCCAUGCCCAGGGAAAGGGUGGUUUACCAGUUGAUAUUGAUACUGCGCGCAGUUGUUUCAUCAGAGCAGCAAAAUUGGGUCAGGUACAAGCGCAACAUGCACUUGAAUUAGAAAAAACUGAAAUUCAAUCGAAGAAAAAUAUCUCUAUCAUACCGAGCACAAAUCUAAAAAGUUCAGAUUUAAAGAAGAGCGAUAAUAAUAUUAAAUUAAGCGAUCUCUUGUUAUACACAAACAUUGAUGACACAUUCAGUACAAUCACAAAAUCCAAACAAGUAUUCUUAGAGUUUCUCGGCUUGAAAGAACCUAAUCAAGCACCCAUUAUGAUAGCUACUAAUGAUUGUCCUGUGCCAUAUUAAAAAAUAUGAAAAUACUUUUGUUACCUCAGUGUAAGAUGAAAUGGAAUUAUGUAUAGUGAUAUAAAUAGUACUAAUUCCUACACAUGGUAUUAUUUUACACUAUUAAUUGCUAUAUGUUCUAUUUCUUUUUUUAUUUGGAUCUUUUUAUGGAAAUAUGUAUUAUAUGCGAUAUCGAUGCAAACUGCUCAAUUCAUGAUUGCAUUAUAAAUUAUUCAGAAUUCUGCUGUAGUUUCGAAAUUUUUUGUAUAAUU
Monomorium pharaonis (pharaoh ant) is the source of this 1578-nucleotide messenger RNA. RefSeq lists its product as uncharacterized. The transcript has 4 exons. Gene Ontology annotation, molecular function: protein binding. The coding region runs from base 161 to 1327 and encodes 388 amino acids. Lineage: Eukaryota; Metazoa; Arthropoda; Insecta; Hymenoptera; Formicidae. The record is from RefSeq and is a predicted model, not a curated record.